ACAGUUGUGUGGUCGGAGGCUUCAGAGCGCCAGAGAAGCGGAGUGUGCGCGAGCUGCUGCUGCGGGAGAAGGGUCGAGUUGACGGGGUCAAUACAAGUUGUCAGACGUUCGACCGGUGGAAACAAUCCGCGGACACGUCGUCGAGGGAGAAGCGGAGAAGUUCACUCGGUCUCCCGGUGGCGUUUACGUGCUCACCGGAAGUGUCGGUGUUUAGCAGAUUUAACCCCGAGGAGGAGAGGAGGAGAGGAGCCAUGACGUCACACAACCUGAGCGGGAUCAAACGGGACGAGAAGGGUCGAAACAUCCAGGUGGUGGUGCGAUGCAGGCCGUUCAACACGAUGGAGCGCAAGUCGUCGCACGGCGUGAUCGACUGCGACCAGGGCAGGAAGGAGGUGCUGGUGAGGACGGGCGGGAUGAACGACAAGGCGUCGAGGAAGACGUACACGUUCGACAUGGUGUUCGGUCCGGCCGCGAAGCAGAUCGACGUGUACCGGAGCGUCGUGUGUCCCAUCCUGGAUGAAGUCAUCAUGGGAUACAACUGCACUGUAUUUGCCUACGGUCAGACGGGAACAGGGAAGACGUUCACCAUGGAGGGGGAGCGGAGUCCGGACGAACAGUUCACCUGGGAGGAGGACCCUCUGGCCGGGAUCAUCCCGCGGACGCUGCACCAGAUCUUCGAGAAGCUCUCGGAGAACGGCACCGAGUUCUCCGUCAAAGUGUCGCUGCUGGAGAUCUACAACGAGGAGCUGUUCGACCUGCUCAGCCCGAGCGAGGACGUCACCGAGCGGCUGCAGCUGUUCGACGACCCGCGCAACAAGCGUGGCGUGGUGGUCAAGGGCCUGGAGGAGGUGACGGUUCACAACAAGGACGAGGUCUAUCAGAUCCUGGAGCGAGGCUCGGCCAAGAGGAGGACGGCCUCCACGCUCAUGAACGCCUACUCCAGUCGUUCGCACUCUGUGUUCUCCGUCACAAUCCACAUGAAGGAGAUCACUAUGGACGGAGAGGAGCUGGUGAAGAUCGGAAAACUCAACCUGGUCGACCUCGCCGGCAGCGAGAACAUCGGGCGCUCGGGCGCGGUGGACAAGCGAGCUCGCGAGGCGGGAAACAUCAACCAGUCGCUGCUGACGCUGGGCCGCGUGAUCACCGCCCUGGUGGAGAAGAGGCCGCACGUCCCGUACAGGGAGUCGAAGUUGACCAGGAUCCUGCAGGACUCGCUGGGAGGACGAACGAGGACGUCCAUCAUCGCCACCGUGUCGCCGUCGUCCAGCAACAUGGAGGAGACGCUGAGCACGCUGGAGUACGCCAGCAGAGCCAAGAACAUCAUGAACAAGCCCGAGGUCAACCAGAAGCUCACCAAGCGGACGCUCAUCAAGGAGUACACGGAGGAGAUCGAGCGUCUGAAGCGAGACCUCGCCGCCACUCGAGACAAGAACGGAGUUUAUCUGUCGUCGGAAAACUACGAGGGUAUGAUGGGUCAGAUCACCGCUGGCGAGGAGCAGAUUGUGGAAUACACGGAGCGGAUCGCUGCCAUGGAGGAGGAGCUGAAGAAGGUGACCGAGUUGUUCACAGACAAUAAAACCAGGCUGGAGCAGGUCACGGUCGACCUGGACGAGAAGCAGCAGAGGCUGGAGGAGACGAGCAGAGACCUGCUGCAGACCAGAGAGAAGCUGAGUCAGGAGGAGUUCGUCUGCUCGGAGCUGAGCUCCGUCCAGGAACAGCUGUACACCACCGCCGGCCAGCUGCUGACGACGGUGGACGUCAGCACCAGCGACGUGUUUGGUCUCCACGACAAACUGGACAGGAAGAAAAAGGUGGAGCAGCACAACACGCAGAUCCAGCAGAGUUUCUCUCAGCGCAUGGACGGAGCGUUCAGCCGCAUGCAGCGCUGCGUCCAGCAGCAGGGAACCAAACAGCACGACGUGCUGAGCGGCUACUCGCACGCCAUCGAUGGUUUGCUCUCCAUGAACGAGGCGGCGCUGAAAGGAGCCCUGACCACCGUGGAGUCCUUCGUGGGCGGAGUCGGGCAGCUGGUGGCCGCCGGCGUGGCCCGCUGUCGGGCGAAGGUGGAGCAGCAGGAGGCGCUGUGUCUGCGGGACAAGGAGAGUCUGCUGCAGCUGCUGGAGGAGCAUCGGCAGGACAUGGAGGACGUCCUGGUGGUCCGGACUCUGACGGGCCUGUCGGCUGUCAGGGAGCUCAGCGACACUCUGACGGCGUCGGUGGAGACGCAGCGAGCUCUGGCCGACAAGGUGGAGGCGAUGAAGGAGACGGGCGUGUUCUUCAGCGGCCUGGUCCAGCAGCUGGCGGGGCUGCGGGAGGCGGCCGUGCUGGGCCUGAGCUCGCUGCAGGCGGAACACGAGCGACUCGAGGACGAGAUCGGCCGGGCGCAGGAGCGACACCAGACGGGCAUGAAGCAGACCAUCCAGUGUCUGCAGGACCAGCUCAACCUGCUGAGCAUGGAGACCCGGAGCGACUACGCCGAUCUGCGCUCGGCCUCCAGAGCUCUGCACAAACCUCUGCAGGGCCUCCAGGAGAACAUCAGCAGCGGCUGCAGCACCGUGGAGCUUCAGGCCUCGACCCAGGUGGACGUCCUCUCCUCCGCCUCCUCCUCGCUCGCCUCCUCACUGCGUCUGAACGCUGACGAAAGCCGACAGACGCUGGAGGAGAUGAAGGGCUACUGCUCCGACCUCCACUGCUCCGUGUCCGGUCUGGUGGAACGCGACCUCCAGUGGAGCUCCAGAGUCGGGGAGCAUGCGGAGACGCGAGCCCAGGAACAGCUCUCCCUGACGGGGCAGAGCGCCACUGAAGCUCAGACGCUGCAUCAGAGCGUGGAGACGCGCUGCGCUGAGCAGCUGCACGGAGCGCGGGAGCAGCUGUCGUGUCGGCAGGAGGAGGUGAAGCGGACCCUGGUGGCCGUGCAGAAGCAGACCUCCGCGGACCGGACCGCUCUGGACCAGCAGCGGGCCGAACUGCAGGAGCACGUGGAGACGAGCCGAGAGCUGGUCAGCGGGUUCCUGCAGGAUGAGCUGCAGCGGGACGUUCCCACCGGUGCCACCCCUCAGCGUCGGGAGUUUGUGUACCCCCGGCAGCUGGUGAAGUCUCGGAGCCGCGGCGAGCUGCUGGAGAACCUGAGGAGUCAGCAGGAGGAGCUGCUCGCGGCCAUGGAGGAGGACGAGGACGAGGAGCCCGAGGACGAGGAGGACAAACUCAGCCAGCUUGAUCACGACUCUCUGGAGGACGAGCUGAGCACCUGCAACGAAAGCGUGGCCACGGAGCCGUCCUUCAUCGACGAGAACCUCGUCUUCAACGAGAGCAAGCGCGUUCCCUUCUUCAAGAAGAAAGGAAAGAAGGAGACGAAGAUUCCCAACAGGCAGAAAGUGAUGGAAAGCGAAGCAGCGUUGACGCCUCAGAAGUCCAGACUGCCGCUCCGCUGUCAGAACUAAAACCGCUUUUAAUUCUUUUAACACCAUAUUUAAACUCUUUCUACUCUUUCCAGUGUUGUUAGUCUCGUCCUUCAAACAUUACGAAGCUGUGUCAUGAACUGUCUCUUGUUUUAGCACUGAUCGUCCCAACAUUUUGAAGAUGCUUGUAAAAUUAAAGAGAUUUAUACUUGUUUUA
This is a messenger RNA of Scophthalmus maximus (turbot), 3615 nucleotides long. RefSeq names its product kinesin family member 11 (gene kif11). The coding region runs from base 252 to 3440 and encodes 1062 amino acids. Gene Ontology annotation, molecular function: plus-end-directed microtubule motor activity; ATP binding; microtubule binding. The transcript has 27 exons. Gene Ontology annotation, cellular component: nucleus; spindle microtubule. The record is from RefSeq and is a predicted model, not a curated record. Lineage: Eukaryota; Metazoa; Chordata; Actinopteri; Pleuronectiformes; Scophthalmidae. Gene Ontology annotation, biological process: microtubule-based movement; mitotic spindle assembly.